CAAUCAUAAUGCAUUGUGCAACUAGGAGUAGGAGGAUGGGCAGCCAAUGCCAAUGGUGGCACAUAGGAACAUGGCAUCGCCCCAUUGAAUCAUGCAAUUGAGGGAGUCGCAGCUUGGUGCUGAAGCAAAAACCGUCAAAAUUAUGCUCGUUGAAGGCUGACACUCCACGCCGGCGCACCAUGUCGCGUUUGAUUGGUGACCUGACAGGGAACAUCUUUGAGGAGGCGGACUCGGGUUUUGGCCUGGUGAGCCAGCCGAAGUCAUACAAACGGCCUCUCCUGUCUGCUGAAGCGCAGCCGCGGGGGGCCAGUGGCUUUGUGGGCCUGCAGAACCAGGGCAUGACGUGCUACCUCAACAGCCUGCUGCAGACCAUGUUCCUGACGCCCGAGCUGCGCGCCGGCCUGUACCAGGUGCCACUGCAAGAGCUGGGCUUGAACGCGGACGAGAUGCAAUCGGAGGCAGCAGCAGGGGAACCACUGGGGGCCACCCCCAAGGAACACGAGGAGGCAAAGCAAGGCCAGAUAGAUGCGGGAGCAGCUGCGAUGGAGUCGCUGAUGGGCAUGGGUUUCCCAGUUGAUGAAGUGGAACGUGCGCUGAAGAAGUUUCACAAUGACGUGCAGCGAGCAGCGGAUUGGCUGCUUGCCCGGGCAUGCUCAGGAGACAAGGCGGAGCUGCCAGACGAGGAUACAGACACGUACGAGGACCUGCCGCCCUUGGAAGCGCCGGGGGCUGACGACAGCAGUCCACUGAUGGGGUCAGAGGGGUUGAUAGUCAGCAUGGAGAUGGACAAAGAACCAGUGGAGGGCCCUUUGACAGCAGUGGCGCAGGAUGCGGUGGACGCUUUCAACAAGCGCUUGUAUGACAUGGAUGAAAGUGGUAUGGAGGCAGAAGGGCUGUCGUCAUCUCAGAAGAGCGUGAAUGGGGCCAACGGCAGUCAGGAGCAUGGCAGAGGAACCCAGGGUGGGAAGCACAGAGAGACAGAGGACGCUGAAGGGGAGGAGGGGGAGGAGGCAGCGGCAGCCAUUGGUGGUGACAACACCGCAAAUACACCCGCGAUUGCUGUUCCGCCAAAGCCAAAACGAAGAAGACGGGGCCUCAUUAUUGAGUUGCAGAAGGCGUUCGCAUGGUUGCAGGCCGUUGACCAGAAGGCCAUCUCUACGGAGGACCUGACGCGGGUGUUUGGGUGGGACGGCAGCGAGGCGCGCGUGCAGCACGACGUGCACGAGCUGAACCGCAUCCUGUUUGAGAGCGUCGAGUUCUACCUCAAGGGCACCCAGCAGGAGAGCCUCGUCAAGGACCUGUACCAUGGCACACUCGUCAACCAGGUGGAGUGUUUGCGGUGCGGUGCUGUGAGUGAGCGCCACGAGGAGUUCAGCGACAUCCCGGUGGUGGUCAAGGGCUUCUCCAGCCUGGAGGAGAGCCUGGCUGCCGCCGCCAAGGCCGAGAUGCUGGACGGGGACAACCAGUACUUUUGCGAGCGCUGCCAAGCCAAGGUAGAUGCGCAGCGGUCCCAACGCUUCCGGUCGCUGCCGCCCCUGCUCACGCUGCCGCUGUGUCGCUUUGAGUAUGACUGGGACCGCGACGAGCGACGCAAGAUCACGACCCCCUUCUCCUUCCCCCUCACCCUCAACCUGGCCCCCUACAUGGCACCCCCCUCCUCGGACGGCCAGCCCGCCAACCACGACGCGGCAGCUAACGGGAGCGCAGGGGCGCCGGGCGGCCCUGGUGGCGCGGCGCUGUUUGACCUGCUGUCGGUCGUGAUCCACAGCGGGAGCGCACACAGCGGGCACUACCACGCCUACAUCCGCGACAUGCUCAACGAGGGCAAAGGACGCCCCGAGGGUCCGACAGCGGGCCAAGACAUUUCGUGCGGCUUUGACGUGGCGGCGGGGCUGGAGGGGCAGGUGCGAGGGGGCAUGCUGUAUGAGGGCGCCGGCUUCAACGAAGGGCUGGAGCAGGCAGGGUCCGCCAUGCAUGCACUAGUGGAGGCAGCGGUGCAGGAGAGCGGGCGGGAUGCUGCGGCAGGCACCCCGCACCAGGACGGCCAGGGGGUGACGGACCAGCCAGGGGAACCGAGCGCGGGCAGCAGUCCGGCCGACGCGGCGGAGGGCAUGGAUGAGCCAGACUACGGAAACUGGUACGACUUCAAUGACAGCAACGUGAGUGUGGUGCACUGGUCCGCCAUCACGAGCCAGUUUGGCGGCGGCAACGAGUGCGCCUACAUGCUCACCUACCGCGCGCGCCUGCCCCCUGGCCAGCUCCUUGCACCCCCUGCCCUGGCAGCAAUCGCACACGAGGCACACGAAUGCGGAGAAGCAGGGCCCCUGGCGGCCAACGGCACUUCUCAUGCUGGGGGCGUUGUGGCGACUGUUGGGGGACCUUCUGGAGAGGCCAGCUUACCGGAUGUGGCCCACAGAGCCCUGGCUGUUCCUGGCCACCUGGCGCCUCUGGUGCACAAGAAGAAUGAGCAGCUCCGCGAGGAGAGGAGGAUCGCGGAAGAGACGGCCGCCAAAGAGGCUGCAGAAGCGGAGGCCGCUCGGGCGGCCAACCAGGUGCGCUUGUUUGUGCAUGUGCCGGAUGACGGGUAUGUGCGCAGCGGGUACCUGUACAGCCGGCACGAGGACCUGUCGGACGUGGGCCGCUUUCUGGUGCUGGAGCGCAGCAGCACCGUGGGCCAGCUCAGCGUCAUGGUGCGCAACUGGUGCUCCCUGCCCGCACCCGAACUGGCGCUCUACAUCGUGUCGCCCAAGAUCGAUACGCAGGAGUUCGACGAGCCGGCCGACGAGCAGGUGCCGGCAGCGGCGGGGUUCGGGGGCCUGGUGGACUGGCGGGAGGAGAGGGGCGGGCCCGGGAAGGAGGCGGAGUCGGUGACGGAGGACAUUGUGUUGGACGAGGACGGGGAGGGCGUGGACAAGCAGGCCAACGGCGCCGCGGACGGGGGGACGCUGGAAGAGGACAUGGGAGUGGAUGGUGCAACCCCGGAGGUGAGCAUCGUAGCCAAGGGGGAGAGUGAGCCCCUGGCAGGCACGCCCAUACGAGAUGGUGAGGGGCUCAACGGUCGCGGGCUGGAGGGGGCGCAGGGGGCGUACCCGCCACAGCGCAGGCUGACUGACGUGUUUGAGGGAGUGGCGCAGAAUGGGGACGAGCGAGCGGGGGCGAGAGACGGCGCGAGGGGCGUGGACCGGGUGGGCACGUCCAGCAGCGGGUCGAGCGCGGACAGCCGCUCCCGGGGCGUCAAGCGCGCCGCGGAAGGGGGCGAGCUGCAGAGCCGGGGCAAGUUCCAGCCGGAGAUCAUCCGCGGGCCGCAGCUGCUGGAGUUUCGUGAGCCGACGGAGCCCCAGACCAGCUCCGAGAGCGAGAGGCGGUCCGCGGGGGCCGGGGAGGGGCCCGCCGCAGCCGAGGGCAGCGGGGUCAGCCUGUCGGGCAGCGGAGGAGCAGGCCUGGCAGAGGGGCUGAGCGGAGUGAACCUGGCCAGGCAGGCGGACGGGGACGGAGGCAGCAUGCAGGAGGCACCCUGCUUGUUGGUGGAGCAGCCACGCACGAAGAAGGUGCGGCGCACGAUCUACGAGAUCCAGGGGAGGCUUACCAUGCGAGACUCUGCACAGAAGCUGGGGGAGCAGAUCCAGAACGGCGGGGGCGUGCUGGCCUGGAGUAAUGUGAACCUGCCCCCUCAUGGCCUAGACUUUCUGGAGGCCGAAGACACGACUCCCAUGGAGGACGGUGGCGGUGUGGGCCAGGGGUGGACCUCCUCCGUGGACAACGGGUGGGACGUGCAGCCCUCCGGGUGGGGCAGCCCGCCGCGCAGCACGCCGCUCUUCACCGUCAAGGUCUACAUCCAUCUGGACCCCGAUGCAAGCGUGUGCCUGGAGUCGUUCCCGGUGGAGGCGAACACCAGUGUGUGGAUGCUCAAGAGCGAGGCGCUGAAGCGGUACCGCGCGCAUGCACACGAGGCGCUCGGCGAGGACGACGUCGUGCUCUGCUGCCAGGCCGCCGCAGGGGGCCCCGGGGAGACCUUCGACGACAGUGCACUGGUGGUGCAGGCCGGCAUCACCGACCAGCAGGAGGUGUGGGUGCAGCGGCGCUCUGCGGCCCCCUCGUCGUCGUCGGUGCUGCGGCUGAGCAUGACCGUGUACGGCAAGGACGGCAUGGCGGCUGCGCAGCUGCCCAUCGAGAUGCCGCGCGCUGCGCUGCUCGUGGAGCUGGUGGUGAACGCUAGCGAGAGGGGGGCCGCCGCCAUCCGCGACCACGCCGCAGCCAUCGGGGCGGAGGCCCCGCAGGAGCCGCAGCUGGUGGUGUGGCGGGACCAGGCGUUCGGGGGCAAGAAGGCGCUCAACGUGGACCAGGACGCGCUGCGCACGCUGGAGGCCCUCGGCUUCGAGGAUGGUGACCAGCUGCUGGUGGAAGAUCAGGACGCAGUGUCCCCCGAAACAGUGACGGUGCGCGUGCAGCGGUACGUGCUGCCGCACGAUCGUGACGCCGACGAGCCGUGCGCCAAGUUCCUGGCAGCCACCAUGGCCGCCACCAGCAACCUGCACGGGCCACCCGAGGCACCGCCCGCGGCCGGGGACGCUGCGCACGACCAGCAGGCGAUUGCUGCUCAGGCUAACAGCCUGGCCGCAAUUUUCACUGCUGAGCUGGCGAAACGGAAGUCUGCCGGGGCAAAAGCAGCCCGCGCGCGGGCGGGCGUGCCCCCNCCGCGCCUCGGGGCGGGGCUGGGCCGAGGCCUCGGGGCGGGGCUGAGCCGCUCUCGGGCCCGGCUCAAGGAGCUGGCACCCGGGGUCCACGCGGCUGCGCCCCCGGGCAGGACUGCACCGCAGGCUGGCGGCGAGCAGGACGGGGGAGGCCGAGGGCCGGCCCCGCUGCAGAGCCCCUACUCGGCCGUGGCCUCGACAGACGUGGACGGCUCGCCCCCGUCGCGGUUGCCCAAGCGGUUGCAGCGGACGGGGUCGUCUACGGCGGAGCGGGAGCAGGACGCAGCGGCCCUGCGAGCCGACGCCGGGGGUGCCGCGGCCAGGAGCGCGGUGUCGUCUCCGAUGCGCUUCCAGCAGGCGGGGGUGCCGGAGUGGUGCUUCUGGCCCGUGGACGAGGUGGUGCUGCCCAAGAGUGCCACGCUGGCCGACCUCAAGCGCAGGAUCCUGGCCCUGCCGGCCUUCAAGCGCGCCAGGGGGGCGGGGGCGCUGCCGGCCCUGACCGGGCUGCGCGUGCGCGAGGUGCGCGGGGCGCCCGAGGCGCCGCAGUUGGGCAGAGAGUACCGCGACCUGGACACCGACCUCGCGCAGAUGGGCGUCGCGGAGGGGCAGCACCUCGCAGCGCGGAUCCUGCCUCCCAACGAGGAGGCCCCGCUGUCGGACUGCGACAGCCUGCCGGAGCUUGUGGACUACACAGAGGACGACGGCAGCGGAGGAAGCGGCGCCGCCACUCACGCACACCAGGCCCCCGAAACGGCAAUGGCCGAGGCGUCGGCCGACCUCGACCUCGGAGAGGCGGCUGCUGGCUUUGGAGCGGGGGGUGCGGGGCUGGAGCUGCCCACGUCGAGCGGGUCGGGUACGAGCGGGGGGGCACGCGGGCGGGCCGGGCCGCGGCUGGAGCGGGGCAGCACGAGCAUGGAGGUGGCGCGCCAGUUUGUGUUCACGUCCCCGGAGGAGGUUGCGCUGGACACGGGGCGGGCCGUGCUGACAGCGGCGGAGCUGAAGGCCGUGCUGGCGGCGCAUUUCGGCAUUUCGGCGGGGGCGCUGCGGGUCAUCAAGGUGGACGCCGCCAAGCUCAAGGUGCUGCCCGAGGACGACACCCCAGGGACCAAGGCCGGUCAGGGUGCGCAUGACCGCCUCAAUGGCGACGCCGCCCCAUCUCUGGACGGAGGCCCGGGGCUGGGCAAGACGGGCAAGGGGAAAGGCGCGACGGGCAAGCCGGGCUUCCGGCCGAGCAAUGCGAGCCUGGGUGCAUCGGUGAACCUCAAGGGACGGCCUUUUCAACUGAGAGACGGAGACACGAUUGUGGUAAUGGACGCGGCAGAGGACCCGGAGCAGGAGGACCCCUGGUGUGCGGACUCGCUAGGGCCCGGCGUGGGGAGCCGGGUCAAGCUGGGGCCGGCACCGCUGAACACGACGUGGGAAGGCAGCGGCUAUCACAAGGGGCCGUCCAUCGGGCCUACCGAAAAGAAACAGCGAAGACCAGAAGCAACCCUUCGGAUUCGCAUGGACGAGUACGACUGAACGAGUACGAGUCUGGUCGAGGUUCUCGGCACGUCGAAUUGACAGAGUUCUUGUGAAUUCCUUAUGUCGAUGGUACCACCCUCACCUUACAAAUCUGCCACCGUGACGAAACUGCUUAUGC
Klebsormidium nitens is the source of this 6333-nucleotide messenger RNA. The record is from the annotation of a GenBank genome assembly. Lineage: Eukaryota; Viridiplantae; Streptophyta; Klebsormidiophyceae; Klebsormidiales; Klebsormidiaceae.